Octopus bimaculoides (California two-spot octopus) is the source of this 7112-nucleotide messenger RNA. RefSeq lists its product as uncharacterized. Gene Ontology annotation, cellular component: PcG protein complex; transcription regulator complex; chromatin. Gene Ontology annotation, molecular function: DNA-binding transcription factor activity, RNA polymerase II-specific; RNA polymerase II cis-regulatory region sequence-specific DNA binding. NCBI's taxonomy places the organism in Eukaryota, Metazoa, Mollusca, Cephalopoda, Octopoda, Octopodidae. Gene Ontology annotation, biological process: regulation of transcription by RNA polymerase II. The record is from RefSeq and is a predicted model, not a curated record.
AGUCAGGUAGCACUGGUAUCAGCCACAACUGAUUUCAUUUGGUUCAACAGGUCUUCACAAGCACGGCAUAUUGCUUGGUGAUUGAAGGGUGUUUUUAAAUGGGCCAGUUAUACAACACUGGCAUAAGCCAUGGCUACAAUCUCACUUGGCUUGCCAGGUCUCCUCAAGCACAGCAUAUCUCCAAAGGCCUCAGUCACUUGUUAUUACCUCUGUGAGGCCCAACAUUCAAAGGUCGUGCUUCACCACUUCAUCCUAUGUUUUCCUGGCUCUACCUCUUCUGCAGGUUACCUCCACUGUUGGGGGUGACACUUUUUCACAUAGCUGUCCUCAUCCACACGCAUCACAUGCCUAUACCAAUGCAAUCGUCUCUCUUGCACACAUCUGAUGAUUCUUAUAUCCAACUUUUCUCUCAGGGUGCUUCCACUCUGUCAUGUAUGCACGCUAACAUUACACAACCAGUGGAGCAUACUAGCUUCAUUUCUUUUAAGACUACACAUGUCCUCAGCAGUCACAGCCCAUGUUUCACUGCCAUGUAGCAUGGCUGUUUGCAUACAGGCAUCAUACAGUCUACCUUUCACUCUGAGCAAGAGGCCUUUGUUACCAGCAGAGGUAGGAGCUCUCUGAAUUUUACCCAAGCUAUUCACAUUCUAGCAGCUACACUCUCAGGUCAUCCACUCUCGCUACUGACUUGGUCACCUAGGUAAUGGAAGCUAUCAACCACUUCUAGUUUUUCCCUCUGGCAUGGGAUGGAAUCUGUUUUCUGUAUAUCUUCAGUGUUUAUUGAACUUGUGCAUCUACUACACACAAAAACUAUCGUCCCAGUUAACCUUCCUUUGAUAUUGCUGCACCUUUUAUGUGUCCAUAGCUUACACUGGGUACAGUUUUAUAAAUUAAGAACCCUGUAUUUAUGUACAUGCAUGUUUUGUCUUUGUGUCUUGACAUCAUAGGAUACUUAUAAGCAACUAUCACCAUCAUACAAGCAAUGUCCUUUGUUUCCAAUCUUGUGUUAAUAUGUAUGCCUAUGGGGAAAUAUGUUUGCUUUGAAACAAGUGAGUGUUGGCAUAGACAACCAGUAUCUGGUUGUAGAAAAUAUCUCAAUGAAUUCCUUCUGACCUACGGAAGUAUGGAAAGUGGACGUAAAAACGAUGGUGAUGUAAGUAGUGUGAUUAAGGAAAAAUAUACAUAAAACUUCUAUAAUAUCAUUAUCCAAAACUGGGAGAAACGUCACCGUACAUUCAGUCUGCAAGCAUUUUUGCCUCCCAAACUAUAGUCAAUCCUUUUGUUCCUUUGCUAAAACGAUCUCUAUCAAAUGUAAAGAAUCCCAUUCUCAAGAAGGACAAUCCUGUCAACUUUGUGCUAUUGCAUACACUUUUAACAUCUCAAAAAUGUUGGAGACAGCAAUUAAUAAUUAUUUCAAAUUUUGGCACAUGGUUAGCAAUUUCGAGGAAGGGGAUAAGUCAAUUAUAUCGACCCCAGUGUUCCACUGGUACUUAAGAAUGAAAAGCAAAGUCGACCUCGGUGACAUUUGAUCUCGGAGUGUAAAACCAGAAAAAAUGCCGCUAAGUAUUUUUUUUUCCGGCGCCGUAACGUGUUCUGCCAGCUAGCCGCCUUGACAGCUGUUACGCCGAGCGAAAUGCUUAGCGGAAUUUCGUCCAUCCUUACCUUCUGAGUUCAAAGUCCGCUGAGGUCGACUUUGCCUUUUAUUCUUUUGGAGGAGAUAAAAUAAAGUACCAGCUAAGUACUGAGGGUGAUGUAAUCCACUUAUCUCCUCCCGUGAAAUUACUGACAUUGUGCCAAAAAUUUGCAAUCAACCUUCUCCAACAUCUAGAAUCUCCCUUCUCGAUAACUACCAGGACUAUUUCCGAAAAAGUUAGAUCUAAUGCCGAACUACUUUGUUAUGCCAUUCACCAGUAGGCACUUGCUCUCAAGAAAUUUGGGGAAAACAAGUUGUUACGUCAGUAAACUUUCGGCUGUGUCUAACGCAAGGAUCUCUCAAAACUACCUGACUAUGGGGCUCAUACAAUCUUGUCCGAUAGAUUUAAAGUACACACGCACACAAAAGACAAAGAGAGAAUGUGAAAUAACACCUGCUAACAUACGAGAAAUUAGUGUCUUUUUUUUAUGUUAGCCUGUGGUUAAAUAAGAUAUUAUUUCUUCUAGCGGUUGUAGGUUAAAUAACCGAAAAUAAUGUAGCUCACGGCUAAAACUUUCAUAGCGCAACCGAAUGAACCCUCAGCUCUGAGUGCACAGAAAAACUAGAAACUUUCCAUCACGGAAAAAAGAUGUUCCAAGCAUUAUCGUCUUUUCACCAUCCCUCCUGCAUAUUAUGUUUCUCAAAGCUGUGUCCUUUUUUAUUUUUAUUAUUAUUAUUAUUAAUAACUGCGAUUUAGCAGUUAUUCCUUGCAGCUCGACUGACCCACACGAAUUAUAUUCUGAAUUGGAGCGUAACCAUCGGGAUUGAGAACGUCACUUAAUAGCUAGAAUAAAGGUUUCAUCACAAGGACAGCAAACGUAAUAGAUAUGAAUACAUUAUAAGCAAGCUAUGAAAAGAUUGAAAUUCUGAAAGAUUUAAAGCUACCUACAGGCUUCUAACGAAAAAAAAGGGGAUGGAAUAAAUUAAGAUUUAGAAAGCUUGUAUCAAAGAAAACAAUCGAAAAACUGAUUAGAGGUGCGUUCUUCGCUUCCUAUAAAUGACAGUUCGUUGAUUAUCAUCGCCGCCUGUUUACUAAAUAUAUAAACAUUGUGGAUAUUAUUUCUUUAGAAAAUGCCCACACAAGUUAAUGGAGUUCUAGAUUCGCAAAUGGGAAGAAAAACCAUAUCAACACAGUUAUAACUGACAGAAUACUGCCUACUGGACCCUAGCAGCGGGAAAUUUAGACAGUGUCACGUGACAACUUGCUGGGGCAGCCUGCUGGAGCCUAGCAGCAGGUAUAAAAAGGGGAAUUUGACAAGCCAGUCAGUCGGACACUGACACUCGUUGAUGCUGCAUCGAAGAGGCCAGGGAAUAGAAGAAAGAAGACAUGCACCCAACACCAGAGCUGAAGACACCUCCGAAAGGGGGGUCCCGCCACGUCAAAACGGUAGAGGAGUAGGGGCCGAAACCGGACGUGGUUCCUCCUGAUGAUGUCUUGAGCUAACUGGAUCCUAUAAAGGAGCUGUUGUGAUAGCAGACCACGAAACAUGGUUGAAAUUCCUCAGAUGUUCAAAAGCGUGGAAGAUUUUAUAAUGAAAAUGGCCAUGGCUGAGAUCACCGGUGAUAAUAGGUCUUGUUGGGUAAGGUAUGACUUGGGAUUAAAAGACAAAGGUACACCAGAGAGUGGAGUUCUUGAUAGACAAUACCUGAAAAUAAGAUCGUGCUGGACAGUGGGCGUACUAAUUUUAGCACUCUCUACUGAUCAGAGGUGCGUUCUUCGCUUCCUAUAAAUGACAGUUCGUUGAUUAUCGUCGCCGCCUGUUUACGAAAUAUAUAAACAUUGUAGAUAUUAUUUCUUUAGAUUUGUUAACAUUGUCUCAGUAAUAAUUAAUAGAUUGAUGUAAUUAAGAGAUUGUUCAUUUACCAGAUUAAAAAAAAAACUACAUAUAUCUUGUAAGAAUGUUCUGGUGAAUCUAUCAGUCUUCAUAAAUUUCUCAUAUAUUACAUCAACAUAUCAUUUCAUCUACGAUCUACAUUGUUAUGUUAUCAGAUGGCACCAAGAAAAAAAUUUUUCCCUGUAGAUUAUCAACAUAUUUAUCAACUUUUGAACUCUAAAAUAUCUUCAUCAAGCUGGUGUCAUCUUGUUUCUUCAACUUUUGAUUGAAUGACUGUGAAAUAUUUCCUUAGAAUUAAGGUUAUUUACAAAACUUUCUGUACAAAUGCUCACUAAAAGAUUUUCUACACAUAUUAAACAUGGAAGAUUUGCCCUGAAGUUUGAAUUGUUAUGUGCAAGGAUUUAUAUAUCUAGAUGUAUCUUAUUUAUUAUAUUAGUUUAAUGAAACUUUAAUUGCUGAUUGUUAAUUAUAAGAUUCUGAACUAAUAAAUCCACUUGAAGUUCUUUUCUUACAAGGAAAAUAAGGUUAAACAAGAAAAAUAUGGAGGAGAAAGCAGAGCCUGAAAAUACUGAUUCAUCUGAUCAAAUGCAAGAAAGUACAGAAGUGAAUUUAUAUGCUUGUGAUAUGUGUGGAAAAUUAUUCAGCACAAGCAAUCUGUUAUCUUCCCAUAAAUGUAUUCUCUCUAGUAGCAAAAACCUGCACCACUGUGAUAUUUGUGAUAAAACAUUCUCUCAAAAUAGCAGUUUACUUUCCCACAAACGUAUUCAUACAGGAGAAAAACCAUUCCAAUGUGAUAUCUGUGGCAAAAAUUUGUCUCGCAAGGAUAAGUUAUCUAUCCACAAACGUAUUCACACUGGGGAAAAGCCAUACACUUGUGAUAUUUGUAGUAAAGCAUUCUCUGAGAAGGGUGGUUUAAUUGCUCACAAACGUAUUCAUACAGGAGAGAAACCAUACCAUUGUGAUAUCUGUGACAAAUCAUUUUCUGAAAUGCGUAAUCUAGUUUCCCACAAACGUAUUCAUACAGGAGAAAAACCUUACCAAUGUGAUGUUUGUGAUAAAGCAUUCUCUGUGCCUGGCAAUUUGGUUACCCACAAACGUGUUCACACUGGUGAAAAACCAUAUCAAUGUGACAUCUGUGGGAAGUCGUAUUCUGGAAGUUCUAACUUGUCUACACACAAACGUAUUCACACAGAAGAGAAACCAUACCACUGUGAUAUCUGUGAUAAAUCAUAUUCUGGAAGUGCUGCUUUGUCCCGCCACAUACGUCUUCACACAGGAGAAAGACCAUAUCACUGUGAUGUUUGUGGUAAAACAUUUUCUCAAAUAGGUCAUUUCUCUCGACACAUACGUAUUCACACAGGAGAAACGCCAUACCACUGUGAUAUCUGUGGCAAAACAUUCUCUGAAAGUGGUCAUCUCUCUCGACACAAACGGAUUCACUCAGGUGAAAGACCAUACCACUGUGAUAUAUGUAAUGAAACUUUUUCUAGAAGUGAUAGUUUAACUCAACACAAACGUAUUCACACAGGGGAGAAACCAUACCAUUGUAAUAUUUGUGGUAAAGCUUUCUCCAUUGCUAGCAAUUUAGUUGCCCACAAACGUAUUCAUACAGGAAAGAGACCAUACUACUGUGAAAUCUGUGGUAAAACAUAUUCUGGAAGUGCUGAAUUGUCUCGCCAUGUACGUAUUCACACAGAAGAAAGACCAUAUGACUGUGAUGUCUGUGGUAAAAAAUGUUCUGGAAGUGCUAAUUUGUCUUGUCACAUGCGUAUUCACACAGGAGAAAGACCAUACCAUUGUGAUAUAUGUGGUAAAACAUUCUCUCAAAGUGGUCAUUUCUCUCGACAUAAACGUAUUCACUCAGGAGAAAGACCAUACCAUUGUGAUAUCUGUAGUGAGACAUUUUCUAGAAGUGAUAAUUUAACUCAACACAAACGUAUCCACAUAGGAGAGAACUUACAGCCAUGUGAUCUAUAGGUAAUACAAAUAUGAACAUAAUGAAUUUGUGGGUAUUGAUUUUACCACAUCAGUUAUCAUAUUCUUAUUCUUCACCAUCAGUGUUUAAUGGCAAUCAUUCUAUUCUGGUAGUCUAUCUGAUAGUCCAUUGUACCUUUCAUGUGCACUUGACCAUCUGGAUAGUUUAUGCCUCCAUUAAUAUUUAUUAUUCCUCUCCAUACAUUAGAAUUGCCAAAAAACACAUCCUUUGUUUAUUUUUGUUUAUUCACAUUAUUGAACUCAUAUUUGCUUACUUCGAAUAUAUUGAGUAAUAGUUUCCUUUGCACACAUAAGACUACAAACAGUGGUGCCAUCUGAAGUAUUCUCCUAAUUGAUAAAUGUAAAGCAGGGUGUCUGUUCUUAACUGGAACCUCUUGCUGUUGUCUCACUAAAAUUAUAGAACCUCUUGCUCUACUUCUUAGUAACAAACACAAGCUCCAUCUUCUCUUCUGUACUAACUUGACUAUACAAUGUAUAUUUGGUCAAUCACACUGAGACCUGUGUAAUUUUCCAUUUCUAGUGCAUAUUCUUUAUUGCAAUUGAUGAUGAAAGAGCUACUUCAGCCAUUAUCUUCCUGCACUCGAUGUAUAUUUCGUAGAGUAGUUAAAUAUCUUGAUACUUUAACUUUCCCUGAUGAACCUGCUUCCAUCUGACUUUUUUUUAUCAUGCUGAUAGCCGAGCCAUUUGUUUCUUUCUACUGGAAAGAGUUCUUCAUUGUCCCAUUUAUACUCUCAUUCUCAACUACACAUAAUAGUACUUCCCCUUUCUUGUCACUUAAUGAAAGUAAGUACACUGGUAUUGUUUCUGACACAUUUUUCUGUGGACAUUCUAGUUUAUAUGAACAGAUUGUAUUGCAGUUUGAACUGUUUUUAUAAGUUAGUGAAGUAUUUCCUGAACCUAAAGAAGAGCCUUAGCCUCUGUGAUGGGAUUCAUUGAUAUUGUAUUUGUGAGUUUGCUAUGAGCAAUCAUCAGAGAUUGUGAGGUCUAGCAUAUGUAGCGAUAUAAAUUUUUCAGUGUCUCCUGUUCGUGACAGAGUGGUUAAGGUACAAGACUGUUCUCUUGCUAUGUAUAGUAACUGUCUUUGUGUUGGUGAAUCUAAGUCAUCAUGCUCCCAUUGAAGAAUAUUCUCAAAAUCAUUAUUCAUAGAAGCUGUUACUUCACUAGUAAGAUGAGUACAAAAUCAGUCUAUAGCUAAUACCCUCUUGACAAGUAUGUUACUAGUUGGUUGGCUAUCUUUCUGAAGAUUGUGUUGCAAAUGUUAAGAUCAGAGAAAUGCAAAAAUUUUAAGCAUUUUUGUUUACAUGUUCCAUGUUCAAAGCUUCCAUAUUUGCUAGUAAACCUUACUGGUAUUUCUUAACAUUGUCAUUGAAGAUGACAUCAGUUCUUGAAGCAGCUUUACAAAAACCUCAGAAUUUGUUCUUGUCUUUUACCACAAAAUUAUAUUUAAGUGAACCAUAACAACUUCAUCGGAUAACCUUUUAGAACAUUUCAGUAGCUAAUCCACAGUGUUACUGUGAACUAUCACUGAAAAUGAGAACAUAGUGAAGAUCAGAAAACACAAUUCAUUAAAAUAAAACCUUGAAAUAUUA